This is a messenger RNA of Trichomonas vaginalis G3, 1083 nucleotides long. Its product is annotated as biological adhesion protein. Bases 1 to 1083 code for a protein of 360 amino acids. The transcript has a single exon. The record is from RefSeq and is a predicted model, not a curated record. NCBI's taxonomy places the organism in Eukaryota, Parabasalia, Trichomonadida, Trichomonadidae.
AUGUACGAUUAUGAUUUUGAUAGAAAUGAUUCAGCUCUUCGUAUUAUUUCAGAGCGAGUAACAUCAGCUAAAAACAGAGUUGAUCAGCUAACAAAAUCAAAUCGAACUUUACGAGAAUACGUAAAUCAUUUGGAAUUAGAAGAACUGCAAACUCUUAAGAAUAUUCCUGAUUUCCCUUCAUCUCAGUCUAUCAUUUAUGCUAACGAUAAACAACGAAAACAAGUAAGUUUAUUAACAGAAACGAAUUUACUUGCUUCAAAACUGUUAGAUGAUCUUGAAGCAUUAAGAAAGCAGCGUACGUCACUCGAAAAGAAAGUUUAUUCAUCUCAAUACAAUGAUUCCCCCAUUAAAAAAUCUCCAAACAGAGUUAGAUUCGAUCAACAACAAAAUAAUGAAGUGCCUGAUACAGAAUACGAUACAUUGUCAUACUCAGAUUUGAGCCCAAGGAAUUCUCCUCAAUUCAACAAAAAGAAAUUACCGUUAUAUUCAAAUUCAGUUAAAAACAUUGUUAAAAGUAUUGACAACGGAUACAAAACUGUUGAAGAUAUCUUACGUGCACGCGAAGAAUCAAACAAAACGAGAUUAGAAAAUGAAAAUAGAGAACACGGUAAAUUCAUGAAAGAAAUGUCAGACAAGAUGAGCGAGUGUGAAGAAGAGAUCAAAAAGUUGUCAGAAGAAAUCAACAAAUUACAAAAAAAGUCAAAAAUAAAUAAUAUCGAAAUUAUUCAAGAUCUUGAAGAACAAAUUAGUCAGGAAGAAGAGAUAAUCGAAAACUACAAAAUAAAGAUCUCAUCAAGGAAAGAAACGGUAAAUAAUAGUAUUGAAAAAUUAGAAAAGGAAAGAGCUGAUAUAAUAGCACAGAUUAAUAACAUAGAUAGAAGAAUCGUAGCAAUACGCGGAGACACUGAUGUUCUUCAAUCAGAAAAGGUAAAUCUUGAAAUGAACCUUCAAAGCUUAAAUGCAAAACAACAUGUACAAGAAAUGAGAAUCAAGAGUGCUAAAAAGUUGCUUGGAAUUUAUGAUGUCUAUAUUGAAACCGUUCAUGAUACUUAUUCAGGAAAAAAAGACAGUAACAAUACCUAA